This is a messenger RNA of Penicillium brevicompactum, 1188 nucleotides long. RefSeq lists its product as uncharacterized. The transcript has a single exon. Bases 1 to 1188 code for a protein of 395 amino acids. NCBI's taxonomy places the organism in Eukaryota, Fungi, Ascomycota, Eurotiomycetes, Eurotiales, Aspergillaceae. The record is from RefSeq and is a predicted model, not a curated record.
AUGUCUGCUGAACAGCCCCCAGCAGCUCCGGCCCUUGGAGAAUCGUGGGUGAUGACUCCGACCGCUUCUUCAGAGAAGAAAGAAGUCCCCGGAGAGCCCAGGCCCAAAAUCAGCAAGGGCGCAAAGACAGCCACCCCCUCCGAAUCACUAUCGGCCUCAUGGGAAUCGGGCCCGGAACUCGUGAUGCCCUCGAUCUGCGAGACACCCAACCCAGAAGGAUCAUGGGUGGAAUAUGUCCGCACGCCGAAGCAGUCGGGAUCAGAAAGCACGCGGAAGCGACGCAAAGUCUCAUCGCCCAGCACCAAACUCCAACAGGCACACGCCCAAAAAUCCGUCAAAGCAGACGCUGGCUCGUCUGCUAAGAUCGCAAAAGCAUCAAACCCGACUCUGGGGAUCAAUACCGCGCUCGCCCGCGGCGCAAUCAACACACUCCUCAUCGCGCUCAUUCUACACCUCCUCGUCCUCCCGGAGCUCGUCCACCAAGCACGAGACCUCUGCCUAAUUCCAAGCGUCAAGUCCCUCUACGCCAGCAGCUGCAGUGUCCCAUACGCCGCGCAUCCAAACCAGUCAACCGCCUCCGACCUCACAAGCUCCCAAACAAACCUCCAAUCCAUCCUCACCACAACCCUCACAACCCUCACCCCACUCUCCUCAACCCUAAAAGAAAGCGAAACAAUCCUAACCAACCUCUCCGCCCACCUAAAAAGCACAAUUCCCGACGCACGUCACGCCCUCGACCUCGAAUUCACCGGCAGCGACCAAGCCCUCCAAACCGCAAUCUGGGAAUUCGACUCCCUCCGCACCGACCUCCGCUCCGCCCUCGAAUCCCUCCUCUCACCCACACAAUCCAGCGUAGCAAUCCACCUCCGGCGCCGAAGCGAGUAUCUAGAGCGCCUGCGAGCCCAAAUCCGCAGCAAGGCCGAGUCACUCAACACGCGGUUCAGCACACUCGACGACCAUCUUGAGGCGGUGGGGAUAGUAGCGCGUGAACACUCGAUCUCACAUGGGGAAUCGUAUUCGGUUCUGGACUCGUUGCCGUUCGGGUCUUAUUUUCGGGGAUCGUCAGGAGAUCCAGAGGAGUCGUCAGCUCGGCCCGCGACCCUUGCGCUGGUGCGUGGUGCGGCGGCGCAUCAUCGUGCUGUUGCUGAUUCGGUGCUUUGGCUGUCACGACAGUUGGGGUCCACUUGA